Messenger RNA from Sphaerodactylus townsendi, 949 nucleotides. RefSeq lists its product as uncharacterized. The record is from RefSeq and is a predicted model, not a curated record. NCBI's taxonomy places the organism in Eukaryota, Metazoa, Chordata, Lepidosauria, Squamata, Sphaerodactylidae. The transcript is spliced from 4 exons. The coding region runs from base 1 to 912 and encodes 303 amino acids.
AUGCUGUCGGUGGCAAACUUCGCGAUGAAAGCGGUGUUUCUAAUUCGGAUCCCCUCUCGCGACUAUUGGGCUGAUUGGAUCGACUUGGGAUCCCCAGGUGGCGUCGUUUGGAAUACGAAAACUUCGUGCGGGGCCGCAUACGCCAAAACUCCGGCCGCUUCGGUCACCACCGCUUACGACUCCCCAGAAGCCAAGCUUCCAGCAGCUUCUACCGAGACCACCUCCGGCGCCGUUAAGCCGCUGCCUGAUUGUGUCUUUACUGUGGAGGGAGUGCAGCUCGGCUCUCAGUUCACAUUCCGUGUCGUCCCCCUCAAUCCCCUCCUCAACUGUGUGGAACUCAAGAGCCAUUUUCCCCCUGUUCUGUUCAGUCAUCAGGAACACCACUUGCUGGUGAAGGAAAAAAAGGAAGCUGGCUUCCACAGCUGGUUCCAUAUAUCUUUAUCCAAGAAACAAGAUACAGAAAAGACAGUGAAAGUCCAAGGGAACGACAUCUCCCACAAGCUGCAGAUCUCCAAAGUCAGGAAAAAGGAUGAAGGGUUGUAUGAAUGCCGGGUGACGGACGCCAACUACGGAGACCUUCAGGAGUACAAAGCCCAAGCCUAUCUCAAAGUCAGUGCCAACAGCCACUCCCGGCGGAUGCAGGCUUUUGAAGCGUCACCAAUGUGGCUGCAGGACAAGCCACGCAAGAACAUCUCCGCAGCCAUCCCAAGCAGCAUACAGAAUUCGGCCAGCCAGCGCAUGCGGCCCACGGCCGGCCCUCCCCCAGACGCCAGAAUUCCCAAACAGAGCCCACAAUCAGGUACGCAAAACCCUUUUUACCACUUGGAGGCUUUUACUGUUAGCGACCUGGGGAUGUCAAUCAAACGCUUGGGGGGAAAUGGUGCAAGAGAAGGACUGAUGCGCCAUCUAUGAAGCGUAAGUGGGACUGCAACCGACAAACACAUCCUGG